AUGCCUGAAUUACAAUUAUCAAAAUAUAUUGUUUAUAAACAAUGUAAAUACGAUAAACAAUGGUAUUACGAUUACUUGUAUAAACGUAAAACAACAACGUACUACAGAAAUAAUAAUUGCUGUUGUGGCCUUAAACUAUUACUCAUUGUAAUAUUCACGUGGUUAAUUGUAUUACCAAAUAGUGCUAUUGGUAGACAAACCGGUGGACAUCAUCAUAGAACAUGUCCUGGUUGUCCACAUCAGCAUGUACAUAAUAUUAAUCGUAAAGAGUCUGAACCAUCGCCCGAUGAAUUGCGUCUCGAGGCAAUUAAACAUCAGAUACUGAGUAAAUUGGGACUCAGAAGUAGACCCGAUGUCAAUAGAACACUCUCACAAGUACCUAGACAUUUGGCACUCGAGACACUCUAUCGGGCUGAGGCACAACCAUCGAGAUACAUUGAGGAUAGACGAUUUAUGGAUGAUUAUAGUGAUUAUUAUUACGGAAGGGAGGAUUACACGUAUAGAAAUGUACAGGAUGAGAGGAGUACUCAGGGUCCAACCAGUACACAAGGAUUUAGGGAUGAGGAGAGGGGUAAUGAGGUGGAGGUGGAUGAUUUCUAUGCCAGGACGUCGGAGAUUAUCACGUUCGCUGAGCCCGGACGAACGUUAAAUGGUCAACCACUCCUUGAAUUUCCAAUGUCGAGCGGUGAACCAGCACUGGAGCCCGUGAGGAUCAAGAGAGCGACGCUCUGGGCGAGAGUUGAAUUGAAACACUCGUAUCAUUACAAACAUCAUCGACGACAGUACAAUCAAAAAAACAUCACCCUCUGGGUAUUUAGGGUUAAAUGCGGAAAUAGAACGCAUCUGCGUGGAAAGGAACUGAGUGAACAUCUGGAAAUGGUGACGUCACUGGUAGUGAGUGUGAGCCAAUUGGGUUGGCAGAAGUUUGACGUAACGAGAGUAGUCAACACCUGGUUCACGGCACACAGUAAUUCACGGGAUAAAUUGACGUUACUUAUAGACUGUACGGGGUGCGGAACGAAUGUCCAGAUAUCGACCUUCGGAACGGAUUCGAUGAAUGUUAUCGAAUCAUCCGUUGACCCACAAGGUACUCAAGAUCCGGACAGACCGUUCUUAGUCGUUCGUACGGAUCCCACAGCUAUCAAAAGAGUGCGAAGACGAGCGAUAGAGUGCAGUGGAGCUGUUAAAGGACAGUGUUGUAAACAAAGGUUUUACGUCAACUUUUCAACGCUCGGUUGGGACGACUGGAUCAUUGCUCCUCAAGGGUAUUACGCGAAUUACUGCAGAGGCGAUUGUACAGCUGGCCAUAGAACACCAGAUACAUUCCUCAAUUAUUACACCCACGUUAUUGAAAAAUACAGACAAAUGGACAGACUGGAUGGUAUGCAGCCAUGCUGUGCACCAGUUAAAUUUUCACCAAUGUCCCUCAUCUAUUAUGGACCAGACUCAAACAUCAUAAAACGUGAUUUACCAAAAAUGGUGGUUGACGAGUGCGGCUGUCCAUAAUAAUGCUACCCCUCAAAUAUAACCACCAACUUUCCAUUUCUAUACAUAAGAAAUUUUGGGAAAUCCCGAAAAUCAUGGAAUAAUACAUUUUUUUAGCUGAAAUUUUUCCCACAAGAGGACAUCGUGUGCGACUUAUUCGAACAUUUUUUUAGGCGGACCUCAUAGAUGAAGAAAAGUCAUUUGGGUAUAGAAAUUUUUAGGAUUUCGACCCCGGGUUACACGAUGAAAAAAUGGCUCUUGAAUCUAGUUAGAAUAAUUAAAUGAAAUUUUUGCAUAAAGACAGGCUUAGUAAUAAUAAGAGUGAUAGGUGACUGCUGAUAAAAAAACCAAUGAAAUUAUAUUAACUAAAAUUCUUACUGAGAGCUUAAACCCUUUCGUAUUAGUUUGCAAGGAAAAAUUAAUCCGAAUAAAAGAAAGUAAUAAUUCUCACACGAUAUAUAGUGUAUAUAUGAAGUGAUUAAUCUGAGAGAAAUUUAAUAAUUAAGUAAUUAAUAUUAAUAUGAACGAUAAAAACUCAAUCUAAUUGCCUUGUUUUUUAUGCGAAAAUAUGAAGGAUAAAAGGAAAUAGUUGAUGCAGGGAGGAAUGAUGCAUUAUUCAUGAAAGUAUCGAAAUUUACAAGAUAAAGAUACGGAUGAAAGUAUUAAAAAUUGAUAAUAAUAUUAAUAUUCAACGCCAGAUUUAAUAUUAAAUAUCUUUGUAUAAUGUAUAUAUUAUUUAUGCGAUUUUUUUCGCACUCGAGAUCAAGUGAGAUGUUUCAAUUGUUUUUUCUUUUUCCAAUUUGGUUUAUUGAGGGGGAUUUUGGCUUGUUUAUUGGUUUAAGCGAUAAGGAAUGCAAUUUUGCCAUCGAAAGAAAUACAUUGAUAAUUCAGAGUUCAAAGGCCGAGAAAAUUAAAUUCACUAUUCAGAGUUUUGGGGGUUGAUAAGUAAAUUUUGAAAAUUUUACAAAAAAGCAUGAAUCAACGUGCAGUCUCACAAUUUAAAAACCAAUAAUUAAAGUGAAUUUUCCAUUAAUACUUUAAAAUAAUUUAAUAAUAAUGAAAUUGAGUCUGUACUAUAAUCUUAGGGCAUUCCAUAAUCUAGGUAAAAUGAAAAUAAAAUUGAUGAGUGUUGAUAAACGGAGAUCAGUUGAAAUUUGAGGAUUUCAGAGAAAUAACAUUUUCCGAAGAAUUGAAAAGAGAUGGAAAUUUAAAUUAGAAAAAAAAAACGUGACAAUAAAGGGGGAAUUUGAAGAGCAUAAGGCGUCUUUUCUUUUAAAAUUGGUUCCUUCUUCAUUUAACUAAAUUGAAGAAUUUGAUUAAUAAAAUUAUUAACAAUUAUUGAGAAUUUGUUGUUGUUGAAUCAGAAGUAUUGUGGCUCGAAAACUGUAAAAUGACAAAAAAAAAACAGCCGACGAGAAAUGAAUUUUCCAGUAACGGACACCAAUUAUUGAGCAAUGGAAAUAAUCAAAGUAAUUCGUGAAUCAUCAAAAGAAUUGAUUGAACUCAAAAAUAAAACGGGUGAAAGCAAAAUUAUGAAAGUGACAAACCCACGUAGCCUUACUGGGCCUUACUAAGGUUAUUAUCGCAUUACUACUAAAUUUAAUAUUUAAAUAAAAAACAAUUUAACAAAAAAAAAACGAGAAAAAAAAGAAAUACUAUUUACGCUAUUUGAAUAUCCAAUCGAUUAAAAACACACAUUAACAUGUACACAAAGAGCAUUUUUCCCGCGAGAAGAAAUACGAAAUUGAAGAUAUAUAUAUGUAUAUUUAAGAAAAAAAAAGGGGAGAGACAUUUGCCGUUUUUUGAAGCUAGCCAAAAAAAUUAAUAAAUAAAAAAAAACUAUUGCGUCCAAUUUAAAAAGCAUACUUUGAUAGUAUAGAACGGGAUUUAUAUAAGUAUUUGAAAGUUUCGAGGUGUGAGAGGGAAAAUUUUUUCGACGAAACUGAAUUCAAUAAAAGAACAAACGAUCUAACAAAAAAAAAACAAUGAAGCCUUCAUGAGCUCAAGGACUGUUUAAACUACCCGUAUUGUAUAAAAAUAAAUUCAAUGAAAUCAUAAUGAGGUGUUGAUAAUUAAUCGAACAGCAAAACAUAUGGUAAAUCAUGGAGUAAUCGAUAAAGAAUACAGAUACAGUCUUUCGAUUAAUUAUUCGUGCCAAUUAUGACUUAUUUAUUAUCGGGAGCAGAUGCCUCGUGUUAGUAUGGAAUUAAAAAGAAACCUUUUCGCAGAUGAUCAAUCAAUAAGUGAAUUGAUAAAUAAUCAAUGUUCGACUGCAUACCAUAAACAAUUCCAUAAUAAUGAGGUCUCAUAACCCGUCUAUUACUAAAAAAAUAUUCGCGGCUUCGAUUUGAUUCCACAGCUUUUUUGAAUAAAAAAAAAACAAAUAUUGAUGAAGUACUCUCAAAAUAUUAAUAAAAAAACAAAUGGAUAAUAAAUUAACUCAUAAGGUGAAAAUUUUCUGGGCGGUGAUUGAAAAAGUGCGCUAUAUUUAAAAAUAAAAUACGAGUCCGUGAUAAUAACUGAAAAGAAACUACGAACGCUGUAAUUUCGUCGCUCUUUUUUUCAAUGCAACAUUAAUUAAUUCAAAGAAAAAGAACGAAAAAAAAUUAAUUGAAAGUAAUAAUGGACCCCGUAUUGUUGUAA
This is a messenger RNA of Fopius arisanus, 4128 nucleotides long. RefSeq names its product Activin-beta (gene Actbeta). The transcript is spliced from 5 exons. Gene Ontology annotation, cellular component: extracellular region. NCBI's taxonomy places the organism in Eukaryota, Metazoa, Arthropoda, Insecta, Hymenoptera, Braconidae. The record is from RefSeq and is a predicted model, not a curated record. Gene Ontology annotation, molecular function: growth factor activity; cytokine activity. The coding region runs from base 1 to 1506 and encodes 501 amino acids.